Molecule: messenger RNA, 375 nt
Organism: Colletotrichum higginsianum IMI 349063
Lineage: Eukaryota; Fungi; Ascomycota; Sordariomycetes; Glomerellales; Glomerellaceae
Exons: 1
Coding region: 1-375 (124 amino acids)
Source: RefSeq, a predicted model, not a curated record
AUGAAAAUCUCCCUUGCAGUAAUUGCCUUCCUCAGCAGCUUCGCAACUGCAAUGCCCCAGCCCCGGGGCUUCAAUGCCAGAAACACGAACAUCAAACUCCAGGCAAGAGUUGUCUCAAACACACCUGGCGGUGAUGGUGGCGGCUAUGUUCUCGUCGAACGUCAGGCCAAGGAAGAUCAAGGCAAUCGUCCAGUCAAUAAGAACCAGCGUUCCAAGGCAGCGGGAGGCAACGGCGGUUCAAACCUUAUCCAACAACUCCAAGAAACAUUUGACAGGAACAAUCCCAACGGGACCCCUGCGGCUCCUGGAGACCCCGAUGACCUCAACGGCGAUGGUGUUAUCAAUGUUUUCGAAGCUGGAGCUCAAGCAUCAUAG